Messenger RNA from Penicillium chermesinum, 3540 nucleotides. RefSeq names its product condensin subunit SMC2. Gene Ontology annotation, molecular function: ATP hydrolysis activity; protein binding; ATP binding. Gene Ontology annotation, biological process: chromosome organization. The coding region runs from base 1 to 3540 and encodes 1179 amino acids. Gene Ontology annotation, cellular component: chromosome. NCBI's taxonomy places the organism in Eukaryota, Fungi, Ascomycota, Eurotiomycetes, Eurotiales, Aspergillaceae. The transcript is spliced from 6 exons. The record is from RefSeq and is a predicted model, not a curated record.
AUGAGGAUCACGGAAAUUGUGAUAGACGGCUUUAAAUCGUACGCCGUGCGUACGGUGAUCUCAGGAUGGGACGAAUCUUUCAACUCGAUCACCGGUCUAAACGGCAGUGGCAAAUCCAACAUCCUCGAUGCCAUUUGUUUCGUUCUCGGCAUCACCAACAUGAGCACCGUCCGAGCGCAAAACCUCCAAGACCUCAUCUACAAGCGCGGCCAGGCCGGUGUGACCAAGGCCAGUGUCACAAUUGUCUUUGACAAUCGCGAUACGGCUAAAUCGCCAAUUGGAUUCGAGGAGUACGCAAACAUCUCCGUCACCCGACAGAUCGUGCUGGGCGGCACCAGCAAAUACCUCAUCAAUGGCCAUCGCGCGCAACAGCAGACCGUUCAAAAUUUGUUCCAGAGCGUUCAGCUGAACAUCAACAACCCUAAUUUCCUCAUCAUGCAAGGUCGAAUCACCAAGGUCUUGAACAUGAAGGCGGUGGAAAUUUUGUCCAUGAUCGAAGAAGCGGCCGGAACCCGGAUGUUCGAGGACCGACGGGAGAAGGCCAACAAGACGAUGGCGAAGAAGGAGUUGAAGCUUCGGGAGAUUGAGGGUCUCUUGAAGGAAGAAAUUGAGCCUAAGCUGGAGAAGCUUCGGUCGGAGAAGCGUGCAUUCCUCGACUUCCAGCAGACCCAAAACGACCUCGAGCGUUUGACUCGGCUCGUUGUGGCCCAUGACUAUGUACGCGGAGGCGAGCGAUUGCGCAGCGCCGGCGAAGAAUGCGACGGCAAGAGGGAUAAGGUCCAAAAACUGGAAGAGAACGCGACGCGGUUGAAAAGCGAAAUUGCGCACUUGGAAGAGGAUGUGAAACGCGUUCGAUCAGCGCGAGAUAAGGAAUUGCGAAAGGGUGGUAAAUUCCAAGGCCUCGAAGAUGAUGUCAAGAAUCAUUCGCAUGAACUUGUGCGAUUAACGACCGUCUUCGACCUCAAGAUCUCUAGCGCUGAAGAAGAGAAGGAGAAGCGAAAGGCCAUCCAAGCCAACGUCAAGGAGCUCACCAAACUCCUCCUGGAGAAGCGGAAGGUCUACGAGAAGUUGCAGGCCCAGUAUGACGCCGCCAAGGCCGAGCUUGAUGCCCAGAAUGCUGAAGUGGAUCAAAAAGAGGAGCUGCUUCAGACUUUACAGACUGGUGUUGCCUCCAAGGAAGGCCAGGAGAGCGGUUAUCAGGGACAAUUGCAGGAUGCGCGUAACAGGGCCAGCAACGCUGCUACGGAACAAGAACAAGCGAAACUCAAGAUUGCUCAUCUCGAAAAGAGAAUCAAGGAGGAGGAACCCCGCGCCAAAAAAGCCAAAGAACAGAAUUCCGGGCUUCUCAAAGACUUGGAAGGUCAGAAAUCACAGGCUCAGAAGCUAGAGCAAGAGCUGGCGCGGCUUGGCUUCGAACCAGGCAAGGAGGAACAAAUUUACCAAGAACAAUCAGGACUCCAGCGAGACAUUCGCGAUCUUCGCCAACGAGCCGAUGGCCUGCGCAGGAAAGCAGCCAACGUCGACUUCAACUAUACCGACCCUCAUCCAAAUUUCGAUCGCUCCAAGGUCAAGGGAUUGGUUGCACAAUUGUUCACUCUCAACAAAGAUAAGCUCCCCGCUGCGACUGCUCUCGAGAUUUGUGCCGGGGGUCGUCUUUACAACGUAGUAGUUGAUUCCGCGGAAACCGGUACUCAGCUUCUUCAAAAUGGAAAACUGCGAAAGCGCGUGACCAUCAUUCCCCUGAACAAGAUUUCCGCAUUCAAAGCUUCCGCCGAGAAGAUUGGAGCAGCUCAAAACAUCGCACCCGGGAAAGUUGAUCUUGCCUUAUCCCUGAUCGGGCACGACGACGAAGUGAUCUCCGCGAUGAACUAUGUCUUCGGCAACACCCUUAUCUGCAAUGACGCAGAAACAGCAAAGAAAGUCACUUUUGAUCCUUCGGUCCGCAUGAAGAGUGUCACUUUGGAGGGGGAUGUCUAUGAUCCCUCUGGAACGCUGUCCGGAGGUAGCUCCCCAAACUCAAGCGGUGUUCUAGUAACCCUGCAAAAGUUGAAUGAAAUCACGAAGGAGCUCCGAAGCAAGGAACGCCAACUGUCUGCUUUGGAAGAGAACAUGAAGAGGGAGAAGAAGAAGAUGGAUUCCGUGCGGUCCAUCAAGCAAGAGUUGGAUCUCAAGACCCACGAGAUCAAGCUCACAGAAGAGCAAAUCAACAGCAACUCGUCUUCAUCGAUCAUCCAUGCAGUCGAGGAAAUGAAAGCAAAUAUUGAGCAACUCAAACAGGAUAUUACCGAUGCCAAAAAUCGCCAAUCCGAGGCCUUGAAAGAUAUCAAGCGGAUCGAGAAAGAUAUGAGCGAGUUCGACGACAACAAGGAUAGCAAGCUUGCUGAGCUUGAGGCUGCGCUCAAUGGUCUCAAGAAAAGUCUUGCCAAGAAUUCAGCAUCUAUCAAAGAACUUCAAAAAGAGCUACAGGCAUCUCGCCUUGAUUCUGAACAAGUCGGGAGUGACCUUUCUGCCGCAGAGGAACAACUGGCAGAGUCAGAAAACACUUUGAAGGCCCAAGAUGAGGAGAUCGAGUCUCUGAAGCGAGAGCAAGCGCGACUGAAGGAUGCCCACGAUAUUGCUCAAGCUCAGUUGGAUGACGAGCGUGCCAAGUUGACUGGAUUUGAUGAGGAACUUCGUGAACUCGAGGACGCCAUUCACAAGAAAUCUUCCCAAAUCACGGAAGAAGGGCUGGAGAUGCAAAAACUUGGACACCAACUUGAGAAGUUACAGAAAGAUCAGCACACGGCCUCUCAAGCUGUUGCUCACAUGGAGCAGGAGCAUGAGUGGAUCGCGGAUGAAAAGGAGCAGUUUGGCCGACCAAAUACGCCAUAUCAUUUCCAGGGGCAGAACAUCGCCGAAUGCAAAUCAACAUUGCGCAAUCUGACGGAGCGUUCCCAGGGCAUGAAGAAGAAGAUCAAUCCCAAGGUCAUGAACAUGAUCGAUAGUGUCGAGAAGAAGGAAGCCGCCCUUAAGAAUAUGAUGAGAACUGUCAUUCGCGACAAGAGCAAGAUUGAGGAAACCAUCAUUAAUCUUAAUGAAUACAAGAAGGAGGCCCUGCACAAGACCUGGGUUAAGGUCAACGGCGAUUUUGGACAGAUCUUUAACGAGCUUCUGCCAGGCAGUUUUGCCAAGCUAGACCCGCCCGAGGGUAAGGACAUCACCGACGGAUUGGAGGUGAAGGUUUCCCUUGGUAAGGUGUGGAAGCAGAGCUUGACGGAAUUAAGUGGUGGGCAAAGAUCUCUCAUUGCUUUGUCGCUCAUCAUGGCCCUUCUGCAGUUUAAACCCGCUCCGAUGUACAUUCUUGACGAGGUUGACGCUGCACUGGAUUUAUCACACACGCAAAAUAUCGGUCGACUCAUCAAGACUCGCUUCAAGGGCUCCCAGUUCAUAGUCGUAUCACUGAAGGAUGGCAUGUUCCAAAAUGCAAACCGUAUCUUCCGAACGCGGUUCAGCGAGGGUACCAGUGUUGUUCAGGCACUUACCCCUGCUGACAUGAAAUAA